AUGUUUAGUGCUAAUUUCAAAUAUCCGCUUCAAUCAGAAGAAAAAAUAGCCGAAGCAUUAUCCCUUCUUAAUGAAAAGGUAAAACCAGAAGGAGGAAAGUACGACUUUAAUUUUAGCUCCGAAAAUACUACCCUCUUAAUAAAAAUUACAGCAACUUCAUCAGAGAAUCUUAGAAUUGCCAUCAACUUAGUAUUUCCUAUUAUAGAGCAAGUUAUUCCAUUUGUUGGUGGUGACGAUACUGGAAAGGAUGACGAAGAUAUAAUAGAGUAG
This is a messenger RNA of Trichomonas vaginalis G3, 270 nucleotides long. RefSeq lists its product as uncharacterized. Bases 1 to 270 code for a protein of 89 amino acids. The record is from RefSeq and is a predicted model, not a curated record. Lineage: Eukaryota; Parabasalia; Trichomonadida; Trichomonadidae. The transcript has a single exon.